Messenger RNA from Syngnathus typhle (broad-nosed pipefish), 1851 nucleotides. It is a transcript of the gene slc5a8l, whose product is annotated as solute carrier family 5 member 8, like. Gene Ontology annotation, biological process: sodium ion transport; propanoate transmembrane transport. NCBI's taxonomy places the organism in Eukaryota, Metazoa, Chordata, Actinopteri, Syngnathiformes, Syngnathidae. The transcript is spliced from 15 exons. Gene Ontology annotation, cellular component: membrane. The record is from RefSeq and is a predicted model, not a curated record. Bases 1 to 1827 code for a protein of 608 amino acids. Gene Ontology annotation, molecular function: organic acid:sodium symporter activity.
AUGGUUGGCACAGGUGGUCCGGUAGCGACCUUCUCCGUGUGGGACUAUGUGGUGUUUGUGGUCAUGAUUGUGAGCGCCGCUGGAGUCGGGCUCUUCCAGGCCUUCCGAGGACGCAAGGAGAACAGCAGUGAGGAGUUCUUUCUGGGCGGACGGCAAAUGACGGCGGUACCCGUGGCCAUGUCGCUCACAGCCAGCUUCAUGUCCGGCGUCACCGUCAUUGGCACGCCGGCCGAGGCGUACUCGUACGGAACGUCCUUCUGGCUCUUUGGCAUCAGCUACGUCAUCAUGUCGGUCAUCACCGCUGAGAUUUUUGUGCCCCUCUUUUACCGGCUGGGGAUCACCAGUGCCUAUGAAUACCUGGAGAUGCGCUUCAACCGGCUCAUUCGCAUACUUGGGACUUUGAUGUACACCAUGCAGACGAUCCUGUACACCGGUUUGGUCAUCUACGCACCGGCUCUCGCUAUGAAUCAAAUCACUGGAAUGGAUCUGUGGGGAGUGCUGGUGGCUACGGGGAUAGUGUGCAUCAUCUACUGCACUUUGGGUGGCCUGAAAGCCGUCAUUUGGACCGACGUGCUACAAAUGGUGAUCAUGCUAGCCGGUUUUGUGGCAGUAAUAGCGAGAGGGGCCGUACUUCAGGGAGGCCUGGACAAGAUUUGGGAAGAUGCCAGUCAAGGGGGUAGACUCCAGACAUUUGACUUUGACCCUGAUCCUCUGAAGCGACAUACUUUCUGGAGUAUCACUAUAGGUGGUAGCGUGACAUGGAUGUCAGUCUACUCCAUCAACCAAUCCCAAGUGCAGCGCUACAUCUCAUGCAAAACACUGCGCCAUGCCAAGAUGUCCUUGUAUGUGAACAUGGUGGGCUUGUGCGCGACUCUCAGUCUGGCUAUGUUUUCCGGCCUCGCCAUGUUCUCCAUUUACAAGAAUUGCGACCCGUUCACCAAUGGCGACGUCGGUUCCACAGACCAGUUGCUGCCCUACCUGGUCAUGGACAUCUUGGCCGCCUACCCCGGAAUCCCUGGUUUGUUUGUGGCUGCUGCGUACAGUGGGACCCUGAGCACUGUAUCUUCCAGCAUCAAUGCCCUUGUUGCCGUCACUGUGGAAGACUUCAUUCGGCCCAUGUGGAAAAACCUCUCAGUGAAGCAGACGACCUGGAUCAACAUGGGUCUGAGUGUGUUUUUUGGUGCUCUGUGCAUUGGGAUGGCAGGAGUGGCUUCACUGUUGGGAAGCGUUCUGCAGGCAGCUCUCUCCAUAUUUGGGAUGCUGAGCGGGCCACUUCUGGGGCUGUAUCUAUUAGGCAUGCUUUUUCGCACAGCCAACUCAAUCGGAGGCCUCGUAGGAAUGUUCCUCAGCCUCGUGUUGACACUCUGGGUGGGGAUCGGGGGUCAGAUCUACCCGCCGACGGCAGCCAAGACAAACCCUCUGCCGGUCACCACUGCGGGUUGCAACAGCACACUCCAGUACAACGCGACCACAGCAAGUCCCUGGACCACUUCAGUCAGCCACACAACGCAACCCAAUGUUAGGCCCCCUUUGGCAGACUUCUGGUAUUCUCUGUCCUACGUCUACAUCGCUUUCCUCGGCACAUUGACAACCAUCGUGAUCGGCAUGUUGGUGAGCGUACUCACAGGUGGGUGCAAGCAAGAAAAGCUGAACUCCCAACUAUUUGUGAGGAAAAGUGACUUGGUGUGUUUCAGCUGGAGCAGUAAAUCACAGGCCUCAGGAAAAAGAGACAAGGGUGCGGCAAACAGUUACUUGGAAGCAGACAAGUCAGGAUUUGUACAUUGUGACCCGACAAGUGGUGAUUUCAUUGAAGCGACCAAACUUUAAGAAUGCAUUAAGAUUUUGUACCCC